AGGCAGUUGAAGCCUAGAACAGUUACCAAAAAUACAAAUCCCUAAACAGAAAAAAAGCACACAGAUCAAAUUCCCAAAAUGGCAGCCACCGUGACUCCUAUUCGCGCUGUCGGAAUCCAAGCAAGUGCCGCCUCCGACCGCCGUAAAUCCGAUCCCGACCGCCGAAGAAGCUCCAACGCCAACUGGUGGACCCCGCUGUUCGGUUGGUCCUCCGAACCUGAUUACAUUGAUACAAACAACAAAGCAACCAGUCGGUCGGAUUCGAACCUGGCGGUGGCGGAGGCGAAGUCUUCGAGACCACGGUUCGCCGGCGGGUUCACAGAGGAGAAGGCGAGGCAGCUCCGGAUGAUGACGACGGGGACAGAGACCUUUCACGACACCAUGUAUCAUUCCGCCAUCGCUUCUCGGCUCGCUUCCGAUUUCAAUCUCUCCUCCGAACAGUGACUUCUCCGGCGCUGGCAGCAGCUUAUCCUCCUUUUCUUUCUGUACGUUUUUUUUUAAUUUGUGGAUCUGUCAGGUUUUAGUGGUGACGCAUGGUGAUGAACCGGACUGUUUUAGAUAAUUGUAAAAUUUGAUGUUAGUGGUGUAUAUAAUAAGGAUCUUAUGAUUAUAAUCAUAAAUUUAGUAAUUUGAUAAA
Arachis stenosperma is the source of this 637-nucleotide messenger RNA. RefSeq lists its product as uncharacterized. The coding region runs from base 79 to 444 and encodes 121 amino acids. The transcript has a single exon. The record is from RefSeq and is a predicted model, not a curated record. Lineage: Eukaryota; Viridiplantae; Streptophyta; Magnoliopsida; Fabales; Fabaceae.